Messenger RNA from Tribolium madens (black flour beetle), 875 nucleotides. RefSeq lists its product as uncharacterized. The record is from RefSeq and is a predicted model, not a curated record. The transcript is spliced from 3 exons. The coding region runs from base 135 to 572 and encodes 145 amino acids. Lineage: Eukaryota; Metazoa; Arthropoda; Insecta; Coleoptera; Tenebrionidae.
CUUUGACAACUAAAUCUAGGGAUUACAAAAAUUUUCACCUGGCAACACUGAUUUCAGUUGCGCUUGGGUCCUGCUGUGUUCUGUGACCUUGUGCUGUUGUAGUGGUUUUUUUGCAAAAUUGCAGUCUUGAUAAAAUGGAUUUGAAGACAAAAAUUGACGAUUUUCGUCAGUUACAAGCCCACCGUAAACUCCAACGGAACAAAAAGAAGGUACAACAGAACAACGGAACAAAAAUAAAAAUGCCUGCUUUUAAUGCAUUAAUCAAAGCUGAAGAAUUGCCUACAUAUCAGGCUGAUAUUACUGUCACACUUGGGGCUUCCAUAUCGAUUAUCGAACAGCACCCAUUCAAUUAUUGUCAUCCUCGAAGAAGUGUAUUGUUCAUCUCACACAAUGUGGAGACUUACGAUUCAGACGAAAAUACCAUAGAGAUCAAGUUUAAAGAAUAUUCUAAACUUCCUGAUACACAAAUAAUGUUUGUAACUGUUGGAGAACGACAGGAGUUUGAAGUAGCCUUCAGGACAUUCAUGGGCUAUAGACUUCCCAGCUGGUUACUGGGGAGAUUUCCCGGUUAACUACGUUACCGUCCACGGGGUCCUGACGGACCUUGAAAUUGACCUUAUCAUGGACCAUCUACCCCAGGACCUGCUCCUAGAGGCGGAGCGAAUAGAGCUCCAUAGGGAAGGUUUGCUGCCACAGGCCCCGUUGGCGCUAUACAAGAUAUUUGAAGUCAUCAAUGGGUCGCUCGCCAUCGGGUACGAUUACCCGAGGGGGGCAACCCUUUGUGUGGAUGUCUUUUUAUAAUUAACUUCUUUAUAUGUUAUCUUUUAAAAAUUGUUUAUUUCUUCAUAUUUUAUAAAAAUAUAUAUUUCCUUUGU